UCAUCACUUCAUUCGAGGACAUUAUGCAGGAAAUGACAGAUGAAAGCUCGCAAUACGAGCAAUGUGAUUGAAGUAGUACCUUCCACCAUCUUGCCCACUGAACUGUACUGAUGUAGCUCCUCCAUUGACGGCAACAUGCUGGUUAUUUUUGCUCGCAUACCCGUCGGGCAGCUACGCAAACUGAAAUGUCUGCACGAAUCCGAGAUUGACGAAAUCCAGGGUCUGUAUACGGAGGCCAAUUCCAGUAUUUGGCUUGGCUGGACAUGCAGUGGCAACACUAGUAGUGAUGAUGAUGAUGCCAGGUCUCAGUCUCCUAUACCUACUGUAGAUUCUGUAGCAGCAGAGACAGUGGGGGCAAGGGCCAGGGAUGCUGUACUGCAUGGUCUACCAUCUCCAGACUGUGUUAUCACCACACACUCAACUCCAACAGUGAUACGGCGCUGUGCAGUAACGGAAUGCAGUCCUGACGUUGCAGCAUUGCAUAGUUUGCUGGAUCGUCUUCACUCCGUCAUAAAUGUCAGUAGUUGCUUACAAGCAUUAUGGUUCCUGGGCAAGAAAGACCUCAAUGCUAUGCGGAGGUCUGCAUUAUUGUACGGCGCUAUUCUACGUCUGACACUAGGACUGAGAGCAGCGUUGUCCAUUGUUGGUGUUGAUACACACGAUGACUACAGCAAUGCUAGAGUGUGGGCAGACGUGCUACGCUGUAAGUAUGUGACAGUACCCAGUGACACUGACAUACACUACUGGACAGCAUUCCAACCCACUCUGCUCUGGUCUGGUCCACUGGCUAUAAACAAUGCAUCUCUCAUGAGCGGUUCUCUCAGCUUGUCCAAUUUCAGCCUGUGCGUAUCGGACAACUCCCCAGCACCACCACCAUCCCCAGUAUCACUGUCUAUGUCAACAACUGAAACACGCUGCUUAUCGUCGUCCAGAUCUGCAGCCUGCAGCCACUGA
Molecule: messenger RNA, 954 nt
Organism: Sycon ciliatum
Lineage: Eukaryota; Metazoa; Porifera; Calcarea; Leucosolenida; Sycettidae
Exons: 7
Coding region: 136-954 (272 amino acids)
Source: RefSeq, a predicted model, not a curated record